ACUCAAUUAUGUCAAACAGUGGCGAAUGUUUUUCCCAAUUGUAAUUUUGCUUAUUUUGGAAUUAAGCUGCAUAUAAUACCAAAAGUUACUUCGUACCUGAUUUGUUUUUGUGGUCAGAUUUAUAUUUUUUUUACUCCGUGUAUUUUUUUGCACCAAGAAUAUUUAGAAGUUUUUCUCAAAGUUCGUUAUAGAAAAUCGGCUUUCGUUUCCUGAUCGAAAAACUGUUAGUUUUUGUGAAGGUCUGCCCCACAGGAACAAUGACAACUUUUAUGAAAUAGAUAGAAGUCAUUAAAAAAAGUGCCAAGUACAUAUUGAAAUUAAAAUGAAUGUAGUGAAAGGAUAUAGUGAUAAUCGAAAUCACCCAUCACCACCACCACCCAUCACCACAUCUAUUUGUCGAUUCUAUAUUAAGGGAAUGUGUAGAUUUGGAAAUCAGUGUAGAAAUAUUCAUGAAAAUAACCUGCAAAGUCAUAACAAAUGGAAGUCGCCACAAAAUCUUCAAUCAUAUGAUCGAAGGUCACCAGGGAACAAGGCAAAAACAUAUAGAACUAGCGGAAAGUUUAGUAGGCCUUGUUCUUCAUCAGAGGGACCAGAGGGACCAUCUCACUCUUCAGUAGCUAUGACUAGAACUAGGAAGGAGUUAGACUUUGGUCCAAGUACAAGUACUGCUGAAGAAGCUGUUGCUUUAGUUCAGAGAACACAAUCUUUAGAAAAAACUUGUGGAAUUUGUUUUGAUACCAUUCUUCAAAAAUCAAACAAAAAACACAGAACAUUUGGAAUCCUACCAAACUGUGUCCAUUGUUUCUGUUUUACAUGUCUAAGAAAAUGGAGACAGAGUAAGGAGUUUGAUUUUGAGGUGUCCAAAGCCUGCCCUGAAUGUCGAACAUCAUCUGACUAUGUUUAUCCCAGCAAAUUUUGGUUAGAAACUAAAGAAGAAAAAGAUACAUUUAUUUCGAAAGAAAAAUCUCGAAUGCAGAAAAUAGAUUGUCGGUAUUUUAGAAAGGGUGGUGGAGUCUGCCCAUUUGGAAACACCUGCCUUUAUCUACAUGCACUUCCAAGUGGUAAGGUAUUAGAUGUUGGCCCACCACAACCACGUCGUAGGAGAACUUCCAAUCUCGAUCAUGAAUUGAUACAUCAAAUACUUUUUUGGCUCAAUGAUGACUUAGUUGAAGAGGUUGAUUUUGAUGAUGAUUUUGACCCUGAUGAUUUAGAUCUGAGUGAUCCUUUCGAUAUUGAUAUUCUUCAAUACAUGGCUGUUAGCUCCCGACGAUGAUGGUGAUAAUUUUUUUUUUAAGUUGGCGAAAUAAUUCCCAACAAUUGUCAUUACUCGCUGAAUAUUGUAAUGCUUAUUAAUUAUUUUUUUGUUAUUUGGGUCCUGUCUUACAAUUUCUAUAAAUAAGUUACUUUGCGAUACCUUUUAUCAUUAUUAUUAGUGUAUGAAAUGUGAUUAUCAUUCUACUAAAGAAAAUAAAGUUAACACAAAAUUAUAAUGAUGAAAAUUUGUGUUCUGAAUUGA
This is a messenger RNA of Cylas formicarius (sweet potato weevil), 1516 nucleotides long. RefSeq names its product probable E3 ubiquitin-protein ligase makorin-1. Lineage: Eukaryota; Metazoa; Arthropoda; Insecta; Coleoptera; Brentidae. The transcript is spliced from 5 exons. Gene Ontology annotation, biological process: protein polyubiquitination. Bases 323 to 1273 code for a protein of 316 amino acids. Gene Ontology annotation, molecular function: ubiquitin protein ligase activity; metal ion binding. The record is from RefSeq and is a predicted model, not a curated record.